AUGAACCAGGUCACAAUUCAAUGGGAUGUGGUAAUAACUCUUUACAUAUUCUUCAACUGGUGUCACGGAGGAAUUACAAAUAUAAACUGCUCUGGCCACAUCUGGGUAGAACCAGCCACAGUUUUUAAGAUGGGUAUGAAUAUCUCUAUAUACUGUCAAGCAGCAAUUAAGAACUGCCAACCAAGGAAAUUUUAUUUUUAUAAAAAUGGCAUCAAAGAAAGAUUUCAGAUCACAAGGAUUAAUAAAACGACAGCUCAGCUUUGGUAUAACAACUUUUUGGAGCCACACGCCUCUAUGUACUGCACUGCUAAAUGUCCUGGAUAUAUUCAAGAGACACUGAUAUGUGGAAAAGACAUUUUUUCUGGAUAUCCACCAGAUGUUCCUGACAAGGUAACCUGUGUCAUUUAUGAAUAUUCAGGCAACAUGACUUGUACCUGGAAUUCUGGGAAGCCCACCUACAUAGAUACAAAGUAUGUGGUGUAUGUGAAGAGUUUAGAGACAGAAGAAGAGCAACAAUAUCUUUCUUCAAGUUGUAUUAACAUCUCUACUGAUUCAUUGCAAGGUGGCAAGAAAUAUUUGGUUUGGGUCCAAGCUGCAAAUGCAUUGGGCAUGGAGAAGUCAAAACAACUGCAAAUUAAUCUGGAUGAUAUAGUGAUACCUUCUGCAUCCAUCAUUUCCAGGGCUGAGGAUAUAAAUACUGCAGUGCCCAAGACCAUAGUUCACUGGAAUAGUCAAACAAAAUUUGAAAAGGUUUUCUGUGAAAUGAGAUACAGGACUACAACAAACCAAACUUGGAAGGUUAAAGAAUUUGAUGCCAAUUUUACAUAUGAGCAACAGUCAGAAUUCUACUUGGAGUCAGACACUAAUUACAUAUUUCAAGUGAGAUGCCAAAAUUCAGGUAAAAAGUACUGGCAGCCCUGGAGUUCCCCCUUUUCUCACAAAACACCUGAAACAGUUCCCCAGGUCACACAGAAACCAUUCCAACAUGAUACUCAGAAUUCUGAGCAUCUAACUGCUUCCAUCUUUAAAGGACGUCUUACUUCUGACAACCAGCAACAAGACACUGGACUUUUAUCAGGAAUGGUUUUCUUUGCUGUUAUGUUGUCAAUUCUUUCUUUGAUUGGGAUAUUUAACAGAUCACUCCGAACUGGGAUUAAAAGAAGAAUCUUAUUGCUAAUACCAAAGUGGCUUCAUGAAGAUAUUCCCAAUAUGGAAAACAGUAAUGUUGUAAAAAUGCUACAGGAAAAAAGUGAAUUUAUGAAUAAUAAUUCCAGCGAGCAGGUCCUAUAUGCUGAUCCACUGAUUACAGAGAUAGAAAUCUUUCUCCCAGAAGAAAACAAGCCCAUGGACCACAAGACAGAAAAGAAAACAGAAUCCCUGGAGGCCAGAGACUGCCUGCAGAAGUCAUUACUCACCAGCACUACAGCUGUGUAUAUUCCUGGUCUCAGCACUGGGUAUAAACCCCAGAUUUCAAAUUUUCUCACUGCGGGAAACCAUCUCAGCAAAAAUGAUGACGCAUCUUCAUCAACUCUCAAACCAAUGGCUGAUUCCUUAGACCUGGGGAAAAAUGCCAGAUUUAAAAAAUACCCUAAUUUUGCUUUUUCUGUCUCAAGUAUGAAUUCACUAAGCAACACACUAUUUUUUGAAGAAUUAAGCCUCAUUUUAAAUCAAGGAGAAUGCAGCCCUCUGGACAUGCAAAACUCAGUUGAGGGAGAAACUACCAUGCUUUUGGAAAAUGCUUCACCCAGUGAAACUAUUCCAGAACAGACCCUGUUGCCUGAUGAAUUUGUUUCCUGUUUGGGGGUUAUGAAUGAGGAGUUGCCAUCUAUUAAUUCUUAUUUUCCACAAAAUAUUUUGGAAAACCACUUCAACACAAUUUCACUCUUGGAAAAGUAG
This is a messenger RNA of Neogale vison (American mink), 1896 nucleotides long. It is a transcript of the gene IL23R, whose product is annotated as interleukin 23 receptor. The transcript is spliced from 10 exons. The coding region runs from base 1 to 1896 and encodes 631 amino acids. Lineage: Eukaryota; Metazoa; Chordata; Mammalia; Carnivora; Mustelidae. Gene Ontology annotation, cellular component: external side of plasma membrane. Gene Ontology annotation, molecular function: cytokine receptor activity; protein binding. The record is from RefSeq and is a predicted model, not a curated record. Gene Ontology annotation, biological process: cytokine-mediated signaling pathway.